GUGAAACCUGAAUGCAUGCUCUUUGUCUCCCUCCACAGCUGCUUUGCCGAGUUACAUCAGGCAAGGCUUUCUGGAGGCACUGUCAAUGCUAAGACAAAGGAAAAGAAGAAAAUCCUUCAAACAGUCAAGCGCUGUCUCUCCGUUUUCAAUGAGGACUAUGAGGACGACGAUGAACAGGAUGCCCAUGAAUGUGUGUUGCUCCUCCUCUUUCAGCUGAAGGCGGAGGGUAUGGCAUUAAAGGGCUCACCAGAGCCGUACACCUGCCCCGUGAAGCAGUUAGAAUUCAAGCUGAAGACUUCCCGUACCUGCACCAGCUGUGGAGUUAUAGUGUAUGGUCAGGAGGAUUACAAUCACUUGUCACUGAGCCUGAGCCAUUACCUGACACACAGCCUGGACCUCUACUUUAAGCCAUCUGCGUUAGAGUGUGCAUGCAGGGUGUGCUCAGGCAGCAUGGCAUCUGUGACUAGGCACUUCCUCACGCUGCCACGGGUCCUAAUGCUUCAUAUCAAGCGAUUUACUGCAGGCAACUGGGAGCCAGAGAAGGUGGAUGAUCCCAUGUCCAUCCCUGCAGAAAUCACCCUCCCAGCCAUAUGUGGGGAGACAGCCAAUGUCCAGCAUGGAGCCAGGGCAAGCUCCCUGGGGAAAAACAACAUGGACAGCACACCUGCAAACUCCCCAAAAGGCACCCUUGAUAGACCAGAGACACCAGCCAGACAAGAUCUACAAAUUGUCAAGUGUAAUCUCACAUCUGGGAGACAACAUGUAUACAGGCCACUACAUCAGUGAUGUUUUGGACAGCCGUGGCAGUGGGUGGCUCUGCCUGGAUGACGCACAUGUCUUGAGAACAAAUGAGGCCACUGUGCUGAGGGCGAUUGCACAGACUGCCUACAUCCUGUUCUAUGUCUGCAGUGGAGCAGGUGAAGGAGACCAGGCACCUCACUACCAGGAAAAGCACCAGGAGAACCCAUCAUUAAACUCAGGGAGAGGCACAGCUCUCAGGGACCACCUGGAGUAGCACCUACCACACACCAAGAAAUAUCAGAUUAAUCGAAUUAGGCUGCCCAACACCACCAUCAACUGCCCUAGACCACCAUCAACUGCCCUAGACCACCAUCAACUGCCCUAGACCACCAUCAAGCUGCCCUAAACCACCAUCAGGCUGCCCUAGACCACCAUCAGGCUGCCCUAGACCACCAUCAGGCUACCCUAGACCACCAUCAGGCUACCCUAGACCACAAUCAAGCUGCCCUAGACCACAAUCAAGCUGCCCUAGACCACCAUCAAGCUGCCCUAGGCCACCAUCAACCUGCCCUACACCACCAUCAGACUAUCCUAGACCACCAGGACAUCAGGCUGCCCUAGACCACCAGGACAUCAGGCUGCCCUAGACCACCAGGACACCAGGCUGCCCUAGACCACCAGGACACCAGGCUGCCCAAGACCACCAGGACAUCAGGCUGCCCUAGACCACCAGGACAUCAGGCUGCCCUAGACCACCAGGACAUCAGGCUGCCCUAGACCACCAAGACACCAGGCUGCCCUAGACCACCAGGACACCAGGCUGCCCUAGACCACCAGGACAUCAGGCUGCCCUAGACCACCAGGACAUCAGGCUGCCCUAGACCACCAGGACAUCAGGCUGCCCUAGACCACCAGGACAUCAGGCUGCCCUAGACCACCAGGACACCAGGCUGCCCUAGACCACCAGGACAUCAGGCUGCCCUAGACCACCAGAAGAAACAGCCUACACCACAAAGCAUUUACCCACUCUAGGCCAUCUACUGUAUGUUUACAAUUGUAUAAAUAUUAAACAUCUCACUGACCUAGUGCAAUUAAUUUUCCUUUACUGUACAUGGUAGUUAAUAAAUGUACCUGCAUUGCAUUCAGAAAGUAUUCAGAUCUCUUGACUUUUUCCACAUUUUGUUAAGUUACAGCCUUAUUCUAAAAUGGAUUAAAUUGUUUUUUUCUUCUUCUCAUCAAUCUACCCCAUGACAGCAAAAACAGGUUUUUCUGAUUUUUUUGCAAAUUUAUAAAGAAAACAAAAAGCUGAACUAUCACAUUUACAUAAGUAUUCAGACCCUUUACUCAGUACUUUGUUGAAGCACCUUUGGCAGCGAUUACAGCCUCGAGUCUUCUUGCGUAUGACGCUACAAGCUUAGCACACCUGUAUUUGGGGAGUUUCUCCCAUUCUUCUCUGCAGAUCCUCUCAAGCUCUGUCAGGUUGGAUGGGGAGCAUCGCUGCACAGCUAUUUUCAGGUCUCCAGAGAUGUUCAAUCAGGUUCUAGUCCGGGCUCUGGCUGGGCCACUCAAGGACAUUCAGAGACUUGUCCCCAAGCCAACCCUGCGUUGUCUUGGCUGUGUGCUUAUGGUCGUUGUCCUGUGGGAAGGUGACCCCUUCGCCCCAGUCUGAGAUCCUGAAUGCUCUGGAGCUGGUUUUCAUCAAGCAUCUCUCUGUACUUUGUGCCGUUCAUCUUUCCCUCGAUUCUGACUAGUCUACCAGUCCCUGCUGCUGAAAAACAUCCCCACAGCAUGAUGCUGUCACCACUAUGCUUCACCGUAGAAAUGAUGCCAGGUUUCCUCCAGAUGUGACGCUUGGCAUUCAGGCCAAAGAGUUCAAUCUUGGUUUCAUCAGACCAGAGAAUCUUGUUUCUCAUGAUCUGAGAGUCUUUAGGGGGCUUUUGGCAAACUCCAAGCCUGCUGUCAUGUGCCUUUUACUGAGAAGUGGCUUCCGUCUGGCCACUCUACCAUAAAGACCCGAUUGGUGGAGUGCUGCAGAGAUGGUUGUCCUUCUGGAGGGUUCUCUAAUCUCCACAGAGAAACUCUGGAGCUCUGUCAGAGUGACCAUCAGGUUCUUGUUCACCUCCCUGACCAAAGCCCUUCUCACCUGAUUGCUCAGUUUGGCCAGGCGGCCAGCUCUAGGAGUCUUUGAGGUUCCAAACUUCUUCCAUUUAGGAACGAUGGAGGACAUUUCCUUUGACCUCAUGGCUUGGUUUUUGUUCUGACAUGGACUAUCAACUGCGGAACCUUAUAUAGACAGGUGUGUACCUUUCCAAAUCAUGUACAAGUAUUUCUGUUUUUUAUUUUGUAUACAUUUGCUAGAAUGUCUAAAAACCUGUCUUCACUUUGUCAUUAUGGGGUAUUGUGUGUAGAUCGAUGAGGAUGUUUUAUUUUUUUAAUCCAUUUUGAAUAAGGCUGUAACGUAACAAAAUGUGGAAAAAGUCAAUACUUUCCUAAUGCACUGUAUAAGAGGCAAUCUCUAUCAUUCAUUCAUGUUGGGUAAAAAGUGGAAAAAGUUAAUAUUACAACAAUAUUGUGUAUCUACGCACUCCCUCGGAGUUGUAACGUAACCACAAAUACAAUGAAGUAAUGGAACAAUGAAUGGCAAUGUAACAUAGACCAUACAUCACAUAUCAGUUUGGAAGACAGUCUUGACCCACAACUACUGUGGGAAAGACUAAGAGGACAUCAACGUGUUGCACAAAAAAUACAAAAUAUUUUUCUAUAAUGGAUAUGUUUAUUGGUCUUUUACAACAAUAAAAAAAAGGCUAGAAAUACAGGAAUACAAGAAAUAAAAGGAGAUGAUGAAUACCUGGUCGUCAACAGCCAGUCCACUAAUAAUAACAAUCUUCAGGAUGUUAAAGCUUUGAACCCAUUGAAAUCCUACUUUCUGCCUGGCAGACAAGGCUCCAUAAAUCAUUCUGCUAUAACACUGGUUCACACCAACACGAUGGGAGAGGUGCUUAUGGUAUAUGACACUAAAGCUAUAAAACUGGUUCAAACACUAUACACUUUUCCCCCCCACAUGUCUUUAUUGAGAAGUGUCUUUCAAAAGAAACAGAAACCUUUUUUCCCCCCAAUUUGUUAUGGUUUAAAAUUAUUAAUAAAGGCCUCAUAUGUAUUUACUAAUUUACAAAAUUGUAAUUUAUGUUUAACAAUCAAGGCAUCAACAAGUGUGCAUAUUCAAAUUGAUCGAUUGCUCUACCCUGAACCACUGAAUUAAAACCAACUCUCUAACACUCAAUAAAACUUCAAUAAACAUGAAUUAUCCUUCUGUAAAUCAUGCUGAUAUUAUUCAGCCAUUUGUAAUGCAUUGAAAUUAAGGUGACACGAGAUGUCCAAGAAACCUUAUGCAUUUUGAGUUAAGUAUUUUGUACAUGGUACAGAAAACAUAACUGAAUAGGCAGAAUUAUACAUAGCAAUAUUGUAGUAUGUCAAGCACACAUUUGGGCUGUCUUCCUAAAAAAAAGGGCCUUUGCUCCAAGUCUGACAAACCUAAUUCCACACAUUAUCGUACACCACUUAAAGUAGACUGAUAUGUCAAAUAUAAAAUGGUGGGUUAUUGGACAAGGUUACAUUGGUCAAGUUAACAGGGUUUUUUGCUGGUCAUAUAUAAAGGGGGAAUGCUGAGGCAACAUGGCGUGGUACAAUCUAAUUUACUACAAACCUGCUACCAAAUAGUUAUUUACAUAGUUAUUUUUAUACUAAACUAAAUGGAUUGCAGUAUCUCUAUGACAGUGGUGGUUUUGAUGAUUCAGUGGGAUUGUCAUUUAGGCUACCAUUUAAAAAGAAUUCCCUCACUUAUGCUGUGCUAUGUUUUACAUAUCCUGGUCCAAUCUUGUACAAUCAUCAAAGACAUGUUUUUACCGACUUGUGUGCAGUCGUCCACCUGUGUGCCAGUAAACCAGCUGAAAUGACAGUGGUUAAAUUCUAGCUAGAGGGCUGUUUGAUUCUAAUGGCUGUUCCAGGGAAGUAGCUUAACAUAAUUAUUUGUUUUCCUGUUAUUUGUUUUCGAGUGCCUAUGCACACUCAGACUCCUAUGCAAUUUAAAUGCACUUUUAUCUGCAAUUGAUGUUAAAAACAAAUCCAAGGCUUGAUGUGCAGUACAUUCAUAUGGAGGAGAUUAUGGAUUUGCUUGGCCCUGCAGCUUGCCAUAGAGGGGUAAGGCAGAGUAGUGGGGUCCACUGCUGGUGUCUGGGGUUAGGAGGACAGGGGUAAGGGUUGUGGGGGGCGGAUGCCAUGCUGCGUGUGGGCUGGAGGGAGAGCUUCUACUCUGGUUGGGGAGCUGCUGGUGUCUCGUUGGCAUUGGCGUCCGUGGGCUCGUUUUCCACCUCGUCGUCGGAUAGGAGGUCUAUCGAUGUUCCCUCCACCUGCCUGAGCGGCUGGGGGAGAAACUGAUGGGGCCUCCACGCCUGCAGGGGACAGAGGGGGCCAGGAGAGGUGGAGAGGUAUUAGUAACGAGGACCACAAUUUGGCCAAUAUACACAACUGUUUGUGUGAAAAAUAUAAUCUUAGAGUUUGUAUGUGUGUGUGUGGGGGGCUCUAAAUACCUGAGGCGGCUCUGGAGUGUGACCUCACGGCUGAGACCUUCGCUGGCCUCAGUGGCAUCAUCCAGCUCCCUCUGCAGCUUCCUGCGGUAGGCGUUGGCACGUGUGGCCUCCUCCACAGCUGCUUCAUGCGAGAGUUGGCCUCCUCCAUCUGACUCAGCAAGGAGUCACAACAGACAUCAACAAUGAUGAACAGUCAAUACUAAUACUUACAAUACUCAGCAGUCCUGUGGUCCAAUGGUUACUGGAAAUAACCUACUGUAGGAAAGACUCCAAUCCUAAAUCUUCACACCUAUCCAAUCCUGUCCCACCUGUGAGGAUCUGUGUUUAUUGCGCUAUAACCCAAUACUACAUCACGUGAUUGAAUAUUAGCAACUGUUGGCCUGGGCGCCUGGGUGUCUGUGCUGGAAGUAACAUUUUGCCCCAGAUAGUGUGCUGAGAAGCUGUGGUUAACCUUGAGCGAGAACAGUAUGCUUUCUAUGCAGGUGCAAAUAGCUCAAACAAUGUUACAGAACUGUCUGACCUCAGUCUCUAGGGUGUGGGAGCAUAAUCUACACAGCAACAGCGCCUGACACCAAGGAGCGCCAAGAGGCUGGGACCAGCCUGAGCGCCGGCGAUGGGCUGAGCAAGUUUAAACCACGCUCAGCCUCUACUGUGAUAGGCCAACAGACGGGUUGGAACUACGUCUAUCACAGUAUCAGAACAGCUGUUUACUUACCUCCUGCCAGUUCUCUGUUCUACCCUGCGAGGUGUUACAGUGAACCCGUAUAUACGAAAAUUGCCUUUACCAUUUAUCGCUUGAGUUUAAUAAAAAUACUUAAAGUAUA
Salvelinus fontinalis (brook trout) is the source of this 6151-nucleotide messenger RNA. Its product is annotated as ubiquitin carboxyl-terminal hydrolase 37-like. Gene Ontology annotation, cellular component: nucleus; cytosol. The transcript is spliced from 9 exons. NCBI's taxonomy places the organism in Eukaryota, Metazoa, Chordata, Actinopteri, Salmoniformes, Salmonidae. Gene Ontology annotation, biological process: G1/S transition of mitotic cell cycle; protein deubiquitination. The coding region runs from base 16 to 786 and encodes 256 amino acids. The record is from RefSeq and is a predicted model, not a curated record. Gene Ontology annotation, molecular function: cysteine-type endopeptidase activity; cysteine-type deubiquitinase activity.